This is a messenger RNA of Guillardia theta CCMP2712, 1839 nucleotides long. RefSeq lists its product as hypothetical. The transcript is spliced from 31 exons. The record is from RefSeq and is a predicted model, not a curated record. NCBI's taxonomy places the organism in Eukaryota, Cryptophyceae, Pyrenomonadales, Geminigeraceae. Bases 1 to 1839 code for a protein of 612 amino acids. Gene Ontology annotation, biological process: negative regulation of translational elongation. Gene Ontology annotation, molecular function: ATP hydrolysis activity; ATP binding.
AUGGCGAGGAGCAGCAGAACUGCCGUCACCCCCUUGGGGUUGAGCAUGCAGCUCUCCAGCGUCAAUCGCAACAAAGGUGGCAAGAAGAAGGGAGGAAAGGGCGCAGCGAAGAGCAACGCUGCUGACAAGCCUGCAAGGCAAACAAGCCAGGUCCUUGACACCGACAAGCGGGAGUAUAUCUACCAGAUGUACAAGCUUGGAAAGAGACUGCCAAGUGGCAAGCAGGUCCUUCAAGACAUCAACCUUGCUUUCUAUCCUGGAGCGAAGAUCGGAGUGCUGGGGAACAACGGAGCAGGAAAGUCGACAUUGAUGAGAAUUAUGUCUGGACAGGAUGAAAACUACGAGGGAGACGCUGCGCCAGCGAGAUGGGCUAAGAUCGGCUACCUGGAGCAAGAACCGAAGCUGAGCGAAGACAAGACUGUGAUCGAGAACAUCGAAGAGUCGGUCAAGGAGAUCCGAGAGCUCGUCGCGCGCUACGGAAAGAUAUCCAAGGAGCUGACGGAUGAGGGAAUCUCUGACGACGCCAAGGAGAAGCUGAUGAACGAGAUGGAAAGAGUUCAAAACGGAAUCGAAGCCUCCAACGGAUGGGAGCUCGACCGCAUGCUCGAGCGUGCCAUGGACGCACUGAGAUGUCCUGACCCAAACAGCAGCGUGAGCGUCCUCUCUGGAGGCGAGAGGAGGCGAGUUGCUCUUUGCAAGCUGCUUCUACAGAGGCCAGACCUUCUCCUCCUCGACGAGCCCACCAACCACCUUGACGCAGAGGCAAAACCUCACUCUGUCGCUUGGCUGGAACAGUUUCUUGGAUCCUACCAGGGAACAUGUGUGGCCAUCACUCACGACCGCUACUUCUUGGACAAUGUUGCUCAGUGGAUUCUCGAGCUCGACCAGGGCAAGGGCAUCCCUUACGAAGGAAACUAUCAGACAUUCUUGGACAAGAAGACUGAGAGGAUGCGUCAAGAGAAGAAACAGGCUUCCGCUCUUCAAAAGGAGCUUGAGAAGGAGCUCGAAUGGAUCCGCUCGUCCCCGAAGGCCCGCCAAGCCAAGAGCAAGUCUCGCAUCCAGGCGUACGAUGAACUCUUGGAGCGAUCGCAGGAGAUGGAAAAAAGAACAGGAGCUGCGCAACUAUAUGUUCCUGCUGGACCCAAGCUCGGAACUCAGGUGGUCGAGAUCGAAGGAGUCACAAAGGCCUUUGGCGACAGGCUGCUGUACGAGGACCUGACUCUUUCUCUGCCGCGAGGAGGAAUCGUCGGAGUGAUCGGACCCAACGGAUGCGGCAAGUCUACUCUCUUCCGCAUGAUCGCUGGAGAACAGCAGCCGGACAAGGGAACCAUCAAAGUUGGCGAGACCGUCAAACUCAUGUACGUCACGCAAGAUAGGCUGGGGCUUGACGGCGACAAGUCUGUCUUCGAGAGCAUCAACGACGGUUAUGAACUGAUGAAUCUGGGACAGCGCGAGAUCAACGUGCGGCAGUACCUGGGCUGGUUCAACUUCAAGGGCGCCGACCAGCAGAAGAAAGUCGCAAACCUGUUGCAAUUGGCAAUGACCCUCAAGGAGAACGGGAAUCUUCUGCUUCUGGAUGAGCCUACCAACGACCUUGACGUCGACACGCUGAGAGCCCUCGAAGACGCUCUCAUCGACUUCCCAGGAUGUGCUGUGGUCAUCAGCCACGACAGAUACUUCCUUGAUCGCGUGGCGACUCAUAUCCUCGCGUUUGAGGGUGAGGAAUGCAAGCCCUUCUUCUGGGAGGGGAACUUUCAGUCCUAUGAAGAGAACAGGAUCAACCGCAUGGGCAACACAGAGCCAACGCGCAUCAAGUACAGGCCCUUGCCCGCCAUGUGA